GGAGGGAAAACUUUAAUCCCUCGAGGAAGGGAAGCAGCGCGUUCUCUUCUCGUCCGUGUUGCCGCUUCGCCAUGGCUGUCGAUCCCGACACUCGGCCGUCGCCGAUUGAAUCUCUAGGUUGUCUCUUCAAGCUUACUGAAGUCUUCCUCCGGGACGACGAUGACGGUUUCGUCGGACUUACGGAGUACCCGAUGUCGAAGCCCGGUUCGAGCGGUAGUGCUAGCCGGGAGCCUGUUGCAGAUAUUGCGUUGUCUCUGGAGGAUAUCGAACUAUGUGGGCAAAUGGCCGCCCUAGGUCUGCCAACAGCCUUUCAGUCAAACAAUCAGAGAGACGUCAAGGCAAAAAAAGGAAGUAAAAAAGGUCACAAGUCAAAACAUGAAAACAAUAAUCAGGAAGCAUCCUGUAAUGUAUUUUCCUCUAGGACUGAAGCUACUGUUGUGGAUUCCCCAACUUGCGCUAAGAAUGGCCAAAACACAGACCUGGGUCAUACUGACUCGGAGAAUCACUUUCAAGACUGCUGCCGCUUCCAACCAGUUGUUAGCUAUGAAGAUGAAAAUGGCUUUCGUAAUUCUGUUGGCUAUCCAACUUCAGUUAGAGAUAGUGAAACAUGCGAAGGUGUAUAUCAAGAAAUGCUAAAUAGAAGCAGUACACCUGGAAUGCUUCAGGAUAAAAGGGAGGGAAACCUAGCCGUACAUGAUACUCUUGGAGAUUUGUGCUCUGCUGUCUACCUGGAGGUCGAUGGAGUCCACGCUAAACCUGUGGGUGAAGAACAGCGGAAUUGGCCUGAAUCGUCUGAAACCACAAAACACCUGCACAUUGAAUCCGAUACAUUGACUGUACCUGGUUCUGCAGGUCGCUGGGAGGCAAUUUGGGAUGCAUUUUAUGAGAGAAACUACUUCUAUAAUGUGGAAACACUGGAGACAACGUGGUACCCACCUUCAGGCAUGGAGCAUUUAGUAUUUUCUGAUGCUACAGCUAAACCGAACAAUGUGGUUGCUGAUGGAGCUGGUGCAAUUGGAGAUGUGGGCCUUGGAAGCGUUUGUCAUGGCACUGAUUCUGUGAAUGCACAUGAAUGUUAUGAACUAAAUGACCUUACACCUGGUGAAAAAAAUGUUGAUUCUAUCCAUAAAGUUGCAUCUGGGAUGGAGCAUUUGUCUUGUGAACACAAGUCAAGUUUGCUGACAUUGGAACCUGUUGAUGGCUAUAAGCACAUGAAGGAGCUCAAUGGAACCUGCACAAAAGAUUGCAAAGAAGUUGGUGGAGAAUGCUUUAGUCCCAUUCCUUGUAAUUGUCCUUCAGUUAUAGUUGAUGAAAGUUGCAGUGCUCCUACUGUAACUAGUGAAUUUAAUUGUGAAGAAGUUUGGAGAAAUGAUCUUCAAAUACACUCCAAGGAAAAUGAAAGUCGUAGCCAUGAGCAACUGGACAGCCAUCCAUCAGAUGAACCAAAUGGAGAUAAAUCUUCUCAGGAGUUAAUGGAAAACAGUGACAGAAAUGUCCAUUCAAAUUGCUGUGGCUCUCUCUUGGCUGAUGAUACUGGCAUUGCGUGUUUGCAUGCUAUGCCAAUUAAUGCUGGUUCUGAAGAGCUCUCUGACAUUGAUCAGAAGUUUCUGAAGCCUAUGGUGGAUGAACUUAAUGUUUGUGAUGUGCCUGGUAAUGCCAAAAGAAAAAAGAGAGCAAAAGCUCAAUGGCCUCAACUACAGAGAAAAAUACCAUCAGAUUGGGAGAGAACAGAUAUACAACUUCCAGGGAUAAUGGAAAGCUACCUUGUAGAUAUUGCCAAAUAUUGGCAUCAACGCUACUCCCUCUUUGCUCGUUUUGAUGAAGGCAUAAAGCUAGAUGAGGAAGGCUGGUUCUCUGUCACCCCAGAGUCUCUUGCAAAGCAUCAUGCUUCUCGUUGUCAUGGUGGCAUUAUAAUUGAUUGCUUUACUGGAGUUGGUGGAAAUGCCAUUCAGCUUGCCAGGCAGAGCCAUCACGUUAUUGGAAUUGAUAUUGAUCCCCAGAAGAUUGAUUAUGCAUUGCACAAUGCUGAUAUUUAUGGAGUUGCAGACAAGAUAGACUUCAUAAAUGCCGAUUUCUUUUGUGUAGCCCCAUAUUUAAAGGCAGAUGUUGCUUUCUUGUCUCCUCCAUGGGGAGGUCCUGAUUAUUCUAAGGUUGAAACAUACGACAUCAGAACCAUGUUGAAACCUUGUGAUGGGUCCUCUCUCUUCAACAUUGCGAGGAUGAUUGCACGCAAGGUUGUCAUGUUCUUGCCACGUAAUAUAGACUUUAAUCAGUUGGCAGAAAUAGCGAUGUUAGCCGAUCCUCCAUGGAGUCUAGAGGUGGAGAAGAACUACUUGAAUGGUAAGCUGAAGGGAAUCACUGCAUAUUUUGAGAGCAGUUGAAUAUAAAAAGUGAAUUUCGACGGUAUCCGAUGAGGGAAUUCAACAACAAUCUUUCCGCUAAAAGCAGAAACGCCGCUUGCAUACGAAUCUAUGUAAAGCAAGUGGGAGAAGCGUGCCGCAACGUUUCAGUUGGCUUUCAAAGGUUCUGUUGAUGAGAAAAAUGUGCUGCUUAAAUUAUUGUCCCCAUGAAUGUUUAAAUAUCCGUGAAGUGUAAAUCUAGCUUUGGUAGUGCUGCGUGUCUAAUUUGCAGUAAUGGUUCGACACGCAAACUUGAAAUUUGUUUAUUAUUAAAAAAAAGAAAGGGUAGUCUAUACAUGUAUGCAUUUGGAUAACGGCAGAACAAAUGUACUACUCAAGAGAAAACGUGGCUGUAUGUUUUGUAAGUAACUUAUUUCAUGAACACUCGUUCCAUGGGUCGUUCUUGUUACCAAGCAUCGAUCAGAGCUUUCUAAUAAAUUCGAGCCAAAUUGAAAACA
Nymphaea colorata (pocket water lily) is the source of this 2857-nucleotide messenger RNA. RefSeq lists its product as uncharacterized. Gene Ontology annotation, biological process: 7-methylguanosine cap hypermethylation; 7-methylguanosine RNA capping. Bases 72 to 2381 code for a protein of 769 amino acids. Gene Ontology annotation, cellular component: nucleus. Gene Ontology annotation, molecular function: protein binding; RNA cap trimethylguanosine synthase activity. The transcript has 11 exons. NCBI's taxonomy places the organism in Eukaryota, Viridiplantae, Streptophyta, Magnoliopsida, Nymphaeales, Nymphaeaceae. The record is from RefSeq and is a predicted model, not a curated record.